UUGGAGACCCCUGCUUUAAACCAUUAUUUUAAAAAAUCCCAGCAAUGCCUGUUUUGUAUCUAUUGAUUUCAGUGGGACAGUCUCUAGUAGAAUAGAAUAGAAUUUUUUUUUUUUAUUGGCCAAGUGUGAUUGGACACACAAGGAAUUUGUCUUGGUGCAUAUGCUCUCAGUGUACAUAAAAGAAAAGAUACGUUCAUCAAGGUACAACAUUUACAACACAAUUGAUGAUCAAUAUAUCAAUAUAAAUCAUAAGAUUGCCAGCAACAAGUUAUAGUCAUACAGUCAUAAGUGGAAAGAGAUUGGUGAUGGGAACUAUGAAACGAUUAAUAGUAGUGCAGAUUCAGUAAAUAGUCUGACAGUGUUGAGGGAAUUAUUUGUUUAGCAGAGUGAUGGCCUUCGGGAAAAAACUGUUCUUGUGUCUAGUUGUUCUGAUGUGCAGUGCUCUAUAGCGUCGUUUUGAGGGUAGGAGUUGAAACAGUUUAUGUCCAGGAUGCGAGGGAUCUAGUUACAUGCAACUAUUGCACUCUCCAAUAAAUAUGCGUAAGAUUGAAUUCUGCUGAACUCAGCAGGAUUUCCAACAGGAGAUAAAAUGUUGCACUGUAAAUGCAAAGAUGAAAGCAGUGGAAUUUUCAAUAUAAUCAUAAAAGUGCAUUGCUGUACAAUCUUUCUUUUAAUGUUGAAAUCCAGGAUGUGGUUUCAUUGUGUCUUAAUGUGUCUUCUUGCAGAAUUAUUCUACGAAUUACCAACUAUAUAGAAGGGACAUUUGAAGAAUGUUAUAGACAGUGCCGAUAUUGGGUAGGAAGUUAAAAAAAAUAUAUCAUUAGAUCUUGUUGUAUGCAAGUCCUGAUACUUUGUGUUUCAUAGAUAUGCCAUAAACAAUUAUCCCUAAUUUGUAAUUGGGAUGGUGAUGUUCUUUUGAGUCAGUGUUGUAUGCUGUAUAAACUUGAAUGCUUAUUGGAUAUAAGCAGAUCAGGUGAUGUGUAUUUGUGUAAUGAGGGUGGGUGUGACCUAAGACAAGGGUCACCAAACCUUCAGACCUCAGGGACCACUAAAUUCAUAAUUUUAAAUCCCGCGGACCACUAAUAUGAUCUGCCUAAUGACCGGCUGGGUAGGCGCUAGGUGAUAAUGUGACUGGGUGGGCAUGGCCAACUCGAUGUCACUCACAUCAAGGGGCGCUUCGCCAGCAUCUACUCGCCCCUCCCCUGACAGCCACUCCUCACCUGUCGGCCUGGGCUCCUUAGGGCCCGAACAGGAAGCAGUUGUUGGAGCUAAGCAGCCACUACAAGAAAGAGUUGGCAAAACAGCUGAGUUCAAAUUGGAUCUGACCGAGAAGGAGGCUCAGCAGAAGCAUCUCACUUCUGCUGAGUACUAGGAGCAUAGGCUUUCCAAGCAGAGGGAAGACCUGUGGGAGUGCAAGGCCAGGUAUAGGUGCCUGGAGGCUCAGUGGGCUGAGAUGGUCAGCCAGUUCCAGGCCAUGAUGCAGUCCCACUGGAACAAGACCUUCCGGCUCUUCGCCACCAGCAGUGCUUCACUCCAGUCUUCACCCACAGCCCUGCACCAGGAGGCUGAAGCAGACCCUGUUGGAAUUUCUGCCUCCGAGCCAUACAAAAAGACCCUGAAGGGGGAGACUCUGUAUCAGCACAAACCUUCAUUGCAUGUAUCCGACCCAGGGUCUGUAGUUUGAGGACCCCUGAUUUAGUGCAAUAUAAAAAAUCCAAAUAAUUUUACUGAGGACCAUCAACAUUUUCUCGUGGACCACCAGUAGUCCACGGAUCACCAGUUGGUGACUACUGGCCUAAGAGAUCAACACCCUAUAUCAAGGUAUGCAUAAUUAUUAGGCAGCUUCUUUUCCUCAGGCAAAAUGGGCUAAAAAAGAGUUUUAACUGACUCUGAAAAGACAAAAAUUGUAAAAGUUCUUUCAGAGGAAUGCAGCACUCUUGAAAUUGCUAAGAUAUUGUGGCGUGAUCAUAGAAACAUCAAACAUUUUGUUGCAAAUAGUCAACAGCGUGUGUCCACUGAAUAACCACAAUCCAGUACACAUCUACUUUGAAAUUUAUUGUAGCUUUUUUGUAGGUAGUAGAAUUGUAAACCUAAAGGAAUUCACAAGUAAGUAAACAUAAUGGAAUUGGGAUGCACAAUAAAAAUGUAUGACUUUUGAUUACCACUUCAUGAGGUGAGGACAAAGAUGUAAUGGGUAGAAGCUUAUUAAAAAGAGACCCAACCUAGAUACAAGGAGAAAUUUUGUGGCAGAACAAUCAAUGAAAUAGCUUGCCUCCCAGAGUUGUGUGUGCUUUAUCACUGGAGAUUUUCAAAAAUAGAUGGGACAACCAUUUAAUUGGGAUGAUGUAAGCUUGCCUUGAGCAGGGAGUUUGACUAGAAAACCUUCAAGGUCCCUUCCAGUCCUAUGAUUCUAUAUUCUAACUGAGUUGAUCCCAUUGGUUGCAACAAGAAUUGACUGACUGGUUUGUCACUGACAUCGUGGGCUGAGAAAGAGAAACUGGUCCAAGGUCAUCUAGUUGGCUUUCAUGCCCAAGAAGGGACUAGAACUCACAGUCUCCUGGUUUCUAGGCCAUCAUCUUAACCUCUGAACCAAAUUGCUUCUCUUCCUAUGGCUUAAUACAGUACUAAGCUUAAAUUUAUUCAUAAAGUCUGUCUGUAUUUAUUUAGCAAAUUUAUUUCCUGCCCACUCCUAAUUCGUUUUAGGCAGCCUAAAGUAUAGUUAUAUAAAUACUAAAAACUAUAUAUGAGUGGUGACCUAGUGGUGAAGACAUUUGCCUCCCACUCAGAAAGUUGAGAGUUCGAUCCUAAGUAGUGGCAGUUGUUUGUGGCGUGCACAAAGAAAAUAUCUGCUGUGAACUCCACAUAGGCAUCAGGAAGGACAUCUGACCAGUAAAUGCUCAGUUCCAUUUAGCCUCCCCAACUCUAUCCCAAGGGAUUACAGGACCAUUAAAAACCCUAAAAACGAUAUGUGUAAACAUUAAAAGGCCAGCAGCAUAAUGUCCCGAAGUCUUCUAUUAAAUUAUAAUGAGGAUAAUCUUAAUUCCAGCACCAGUUUUCUGCCUAAUGAAGAUAUCAUAUCAAAAAACUUUGUAAAUUGUAAAUUGAAUUUUACAAAUUCAGAAAGCAAGCAGAUCGGAAAAACUUUCACAAAUUGUUCAGUUGAAUAUCUAAGAAAAGAAAUAUUGCCCAUUUUUGUAGAAAUUCAUCAUCAUCUGGAUUCCGUUCUUCUCAUCCUUCUGGUUUUCUGCUAGUGUUGUUCUGUGCAGUAAAAAUGCAAAACAAUUAACUGAGGCAUAAAACUAGUUGAUAAUAUAUUGGGUAAGGAAUAGGAGUAAAGGUGUGUCUAUUUCAGCUCUGUAUUUGUUCAGUGUCUUUGAAUUACAAUAGCCUGAUCUGAUUUGAUAAGUUUUUCACAAAACAGAAAAGAGGAAGAAAGUGCUGGAACUCAGAAUCUGAGGGAACAUUGCCUUUGCUCCACUCUCUUUCCACCCUACUGAGCUUCUGCAUUGGGAAGGUGUGGUCAUUCUGCACUGUUGUCUUCAGAUGGCAGUUGUAUCUGCUGUUUGCUGUUUUGCCAUACCUCUUGUUUACUCAGACAGUAAUCUGUCUGGAGCUGACUGCCCAUUGUUGGCACUGCUGAAGCUGGCUCUGGCUCUGGCUCUUCGUUGUCGGUCCCCUGUUCUGAUUUCAAAUCUGAGCCCACUAUGAGCAAACUAGCACACAAAUUCACCUUUGCAAUGCGCAUCAAUAGUUUUAAGUUGCACCUCGAUCUUUUUAAAUGAUUACGGAAAAGUGUAUCAAAUUUUGCAUGAAAAUAUCUUGUGAUAUUAAUAGCAUAAAAGGAGUGUUUUAUAUUUUCCCCCAAUAUUUAGUGCUUUUCUAGAUUUAAUAAAGGUCAGAUCUGGUAGCCUUGAUUAAUGAGGUUUCAUUUCAAAACUGGUUCACUGUCAUUAUAGAUUCCAUUGCUUCAAUAAAUGACAUAUGUCUCCAUAAACAAAUAUGGAGCAAGAGAAGAGUAUCUCAACCCAAUCCAAUUAAUAUGUUCUUGGAAGUAAAAUCUCAUUGUUUUAACUACUUAACUAUUAAAUGCAUGAUUUAUAGUAAGUUUCACUGAAUUGAACAUUCACUACAAAAUACCAUCAGAAACGGGUUGAAUAGAUCCAGCCCUAUUUCACUUGAAAGACAUGACUCUUGAAGAAACACACAGACUUGAGUUGCAUUUAUUUUUUAUUUAUUUAUUUAUUUUGUCAAACACAACAGUAUAUAUAAGUAUAAGCUGAAAUAACCAUACAAAUUGGAUACAAUCAAAGGGAACAUUAUGACAGGAACGGUAGGCACUCUGGUGCUCUUAUGCACGCCCCUUAUAGACCGUUUAGGAAUGGGGUGAGGUCAAUAGUAGAUAGUCUUUGGUUAAAGCUUUGGGGAUUUUGAGAUGAGACCACAGAGUCAGGUAGUGCAUUCCAGGCAUUAACAACUCUGUUACUGAAGUCAUAUUUUCUACAAUCAAGAUUGGAGCGGUUCACAUUAAAUUUAAAUCUAUUGUGUGCUCGUGUAUUGUUGCGAUUGAAGCUGAAGUAAACUUCGACAGGAAGGACAUUGUAGCAGAUGAUUUUAUGAGUUAUACUUAGGUCAUGCCGAAGGCGGCGGAGUUCUAAAUUUUCUAAACCCAGGAUUUCAAAUCUGGUGGCAUAAGGUAUUUUGUUGUGAUCAGAGGGGUGGAGAACUCUUCUUGUAAAAUAUUUCUGGACACGCUCAAUUGUAUUAAUGUCCGAAAUGAGGUGUGGGUUCCAGACAGGCGAGCUGUAUUUGAGAAUUGGUCUAGCAAAUGUUUUGUAUGCUCUGGUUAGUAGUGUAAUCUUUCUGGAGAAGAAGCUACGCAAGAUUAAGUUUACAACUCUUAAAGCCUUUUUGGCGAUGUAGUUGCAGUGGGCUUUGGCACUUAGAUUGUUUAAUAUGAAAACUCCAAAGGUCUUUGACGGGGUGAGGGUCAUCUACAAGGUAAUGUCCAUCAAGCUUGUAUUUAGUGCAUAAAAAAGACUUUUUGAAUGUCAGUGCUAAUUAGCAAACAUUCAAUGAAAAUGUAAAAGGAAAUGAAACAGUCUUUAACAGCAAUAUUAAUCAAAAGGGAAUUCUCAGCUGAAGGCAAAACUUGUAUAAAUAAUUUAAAUAUCAUAGAUACACUCAUAAAUUGCUUAUUUUAUGAUAAUAGCCUAAUAUGGAUGCCAGCCCCAUUGGAAGAUACAUUGAACCAGACUGCAAAUUAUUUGCUGAAAGUGAAGAACUGCAUUUGCUUAGUUAUUCUGAAUUUUUGAUGCAGUCCUAUAAUGAAAAUCUACAGCUUAACUGCCACUGAAAUUGCUUUAGGUAUUAUAGUCUCUGUUAAAACGUGAUAAAAUAAAAGACACGGGAAUCUUAAUGACUAUAACAUGCAAUAUUAGUUUGGGAAGGCAGCAAUGGUUGCAUCUUCAGAAAAAGUAAACAAAAAGAAACAAUAUAAUUUUCAGAAAAUAGGCUCAUCUGGUAACCAAUCUGGUGUAGUGGUUAAGAAGUUGACCUAGAAACCAGGAGUCUCUGAGUUCUAGUACUGCCUUAGACAUGAAAAACCAGCUUUGAGCCAAUUACUCUAAGCCUCACAGGGUUAUUGUGGGGAAAAUAGGAAGAGGAGAUAGUGUUAGUUAUGUUUGCAGCCUUGAGUUACGUAUAAAGUAAUGAAAAUGGGCUUUUUAAAAAUCAAAUACAUAAAACCAGUAGUGCAAGAUCUGUAGGAAGAAAGUAUAUAACACAUAUAUGACAGAAGAAAUAAUCGGAGAAGAUCCUUAUCUUCGGAUAUGAUUCCUGAACUGGCAUGUUUGUUAUAUAAAACUUGUUUCUUUGGAUUUUUUAUUUAUGAAUUUAUAAACAAUUUGCCUCAUAUGCAUUGAAGAAAUAUGUCAUGUUUAUAAGUAAACAUGAUCAGUCAAUAUAAACAGUCAAUAUAAAAAGUGGGCAGGCCUACAUUAUCAGUAUUAUUUUGACAACAAAGCCAAUGUUUUAAUGCCUUGUGACCCGAGCAUGCUGCUUUUGGCACAUCUAAUGGGAGAGUUACCGCUGGGGAGAGAUAGUCCUAUAAGAACACUAGUCUCAAUUUGUGAAGGACUUUAAAGGUAAUCACCAGCCCCUUGAAUUGCACGGCAACUAAUGCAGCCAUGAAGCAGAGGCAUCAUAUGUUCUGAGAAACUAGCACCCAGAACUGCUUGAGCCAUUGCAUUUUGCACCAGCUGAAGCUUCUGCAUAUUCUUUAAGGGUAGCCCCAAUUUUUGGCCUUUGUUCAACAAUUGAUACAAGUGAAAUAUACAAUACAGUAUAUACUAUAGCUUAUACAGUACAGUACAGUAUAAUACAAUACAGUAAACUUCAAAAUACAGGAUCGGUGGAUGAGAGCAAAUCAAAUUUAUGAAAAGGUUUAGUUGCAUAGUUUCCCCUUUUAUUUAGAUGGAAUAAAAGGCAGACAGAACUUUCAAAUCUGAAACUACUGAAACAAUAGUAAUAACAUUUUUGGAGUAGAUUCUAAGUCCCUGCAAUAACAAAGAGGGAAAAAAUGCAAAUAAAGGCUAUCCAAUCUCGGUUUUCAUCCAGGCUUUCUCAUAUUUUCAGCCAAUCAUAUAGCUACGUGGGGAAAAGGUGGCUACUAUGGUUACCACGUAAACAGUUUCCUGUUUCAACAGUAGCUGCUGAGGGAGUCAGGCUUUGUACCUAAUUUGGAUUUUAAAACAGAAAUCUAGUGGCCUAGACAUUUGCUGAAUCUUAUUUCUCAGAGUGCUGGCAUACUGGCAAUAAGAGCUGCUGCUUAUUUGACAGCUUCAGUGUUCUCUCUGCCAUUGUGUUGGGAGACAGAUAGUAUAUUCAGGACGUGGAAACAACUUGAUCAUGUCAGAAAUGACUAAUAACCAGGAUGGCAAGAGCAAGAAGCACAGCAUCAUUAUCAAUACGUAAGUAGCAUGGUAUGGUUGAAGCAAAGGGAUGGUUUUGAAGCAAACUCAGUGGAGAGGAGGCUAUCUCCACUCAUUUUGUGACAAGCUAAUACAGGUUUUUCUAACAUGCUUUUCUACUGUUUUAGAUAUAAUGUUCAUCAAAUCAGUUUGGACAAAGAAUCAAUGCUUAUAAGCAUUGCAAUCUGUAGCAGUCAGUGAGGACCAGAUUGUGGGCAUAUAGGAUAAACAUAUUCCUGAAAACUGAAGGGCAGUAUUCCUAAAACUCAAGUUGCCUGUAUUAAGGCAAGAGACUUCAGCAGUGGGACAUGAGGGUGGGGAGAAGGCAUGGUCUCUAUAGAAACAGACUUCUCCUGCGGUUUAAUUGUCUUCCUCAAGCAUUUGGUAAGAAUCCCCUCAAUUAGAAACUGGAAUGUAGGAGGUCAUUCUGAUUCUAAUUUGUUUGUGUGAAUUGAUUCCAUUUCUCUUGUGGUUCUAAAAGUUUUCAUUCUAAAGUAAAGAAAAAUGUACAAAUACAUUGUAAAAAUAUGUGGUACUUGGUGCUCAUUGUAAAUUGGUUCUGGGAGGUGUGAUGAGUACCAAGAAUGAUGAGUACCAAACAAUUUUUUCCUAUGGGGAAUAAUAUAGUGAGUCACAAGGCAACUGACAUUGACAAGUUCUACCUUGUAUGUUGAGUAACAGGACAAAAUUUUCCUGUCAAAAUGCAUUGACUACCAAAUUCAAUGAGUUUCAAAGCAGUUGAGUACUAAGAUACAACUAUGUAUAAAUUGAAAUAGUCUCAAAUUACCAUAUUUGUCAGAGUAUAAGACAUACUCCCCCCCCCCAAAAGUGGAUGAAAUUUUCGGUGCAUCUUAUACAGCGACGCAGUGGUGGCAAACAGGCUGCGCCAAACGGGCCACAGCGGUGGCGAAUGGUCAACAUAGAAUGAGUGGUGGUGAAUGGGCCAUGCCAAACAGGCCGCAGCAAACAAGUCAUGCCAAAUGGGUUAUGGUAAAUGGGCCACGGCAGCAGCGAACGGGCCAUGCCGAAGGGAACAGGUGGCAGUGGCAGUGGCAGUGAACAGGUCGUGUUGAACAGGCUGUCACCGUGGUGAAUGGGCUGCACCAAACGGGUUAUACUAGUGGCGAACGGGCUGUGCCGAAUGGGCUGUGUUGCUGGCAAACGGGCUGCAGUCGCGGCAGCAAAUGGGUGGUGCCGAACGGAUCGCAGCAAAUGGGCUACAGCGACCAGGCCAGAUGAAUACCAGAUGGAUGCUGGGAGGCUGAGGCAGAAUUUUUUUUCUUGUUUUCCUCCCCAAAAGAGGUAGGUGCAUAUUAUAGUCUGGAGCGUCUUAUACUCUGAAAAAUAUGGUAAAUAAUUUUAGUAUCAUUGCUAAAUUAAGAAUAAGUUUUAUACUUAACACAUUAAUUGUGCUUAUGAAUUUAUGAUUAAUGUUUUUUUUUACUUUAAUUGAAGAGAUUGCAAGUGGUUGAGAAAGGUUAAUAGAGUAUGUGUGUACACAAUUUAUUCUGAACCCUUCCUAAUAGCCAGGGAUGGGCUUCAAAAUUUUUAGCAAGGGGUUCUCUGCCUGGGUGCUGGGUGGGCGUGGCCUAGUCAGCCUACUGUUCCGCGGCAAGUGGGGGGGGGCUUUUUGCCCUCCCUGGGCUCCGGAGGCUUUCCUCUGGAGCCUCCGGGAGGAUGAUGAUAAUAAUAAUAAUAAUAAUAAUAAUAAUAAUAAUAAUAAUAAUAAUAAUAAUAAUAAUAAUAAUAAUAAUAAUAUCAGAGUUGGAAGGGACCUUGGAGGUCUUCUAGUCCAACCCUCUACCCAGCCAGGAAACCCUACACCAUUUCAGACAAAUGGCUAUCCAACAUUUUCUUAAAAAUUUCCAGUGUUGGAAACUUCUGGAGGCAAGUUGUUCCACUGAUUAAUUGUUCUCACUGUCAGGAAAUUUCUCCUUAGUUCUAGGUUGCUUCUGUCCUUGAUUAGUUUCCACCCAUUGCUUCUUGUUCUACCCUCAGGUGCUUUGGAGAAUAAUUUGACUCCCUCUUCUUUGUGACAACCCCUGAGAUAUUGGAACACUGCUAUCAUGUGUCCCCUAGUCCUUCUUUUCAUUAAACUAGGCAUACCGAGUUCCUGCAACAGUUCUUCAUAUGUUUUAGCCUCCAGUCGCCUAAUCAUCUUUGUUGCUCUUCUCUGCACUCUUUCUAGAGUCUCAACUUCCUUUUUACAUGAAAAUGGCCCUCCGUUUCUGGCCUCCCCAAACUUUUGGGAGCCCAUUUUUUGCCCUCCACUGCCUCUGUGCGUGCCCUGAACUUACCUGCAUCCAAAAUGGGCCAUGUGGGGACUCCUGGAAGGGGUGGGGCAGGGUGGGCAGGGCCAGCCAGCAGUGGGAUUUGGGGGUUCUCUGAACUGCACAGAAUCUUAGCUAGAGGUUCUCCCAAACCCCCGGCAGCCCACCCCUGGUGCAGAAGCAAUCCAGGCAAAAGCGAAGCAUGAGUAACCAGAGCUCGCCUUUAAAGUCCUCGGCUUACGACUACAAUUGAGCCCCCCCAAAGUGACUAUUGUCCCAUUUGAUGACCUUUCUUGUCGAAGUUGUUAAGUGAAUCACUGCAGUUAUUAAGUGAGUAACAUGGUUCUUAAGUGAAUCCGGCUUCCCCAUGGACUUUGCUUGCCAAGAGGUUGCAAAAGUGGAUCGAGUGACCCUCCCUCUCCACCCCUCCCGGAGAUAACUGUCAUAAAUAUGAGUCAGUUGACAAGUGUCUGAAUUUUUGAUCAUGUCAUGGGGAUACUGCAAUGGUCAUAAAUGUCAAAAAAACCCAGCCCCAUGUCACUUUUGUCAGUGCCGUUGUAAAUGUUGAACGGUCACUAAAUGAACUGUUGUAAGUCAAGGACUGACUGCACAAAGCGCUCUUUUGUAGCAAUGCUAAAUGUGUUGUUCCAGGUGGGAUGGCCAACAAGUAUUAGAAUGCCCAGUUCACAUGUUCACUUAAAAUGGCCAGGCACUGCUGAAUAAUUGAACUUGUCAUGUCAUUGAACUUUGUUUAGUCGCAGUGGGGCUAAUCAUCUUAGAAGAGAUAUUCUACCAGCAGGUUCUGACAGGUUCUGGAGAAAUGGCAGAGGAAAUUUUGAGCAGUUCGGAGAACCGGUAGCGGAAAUUUUGAGCAGUUCGGAGAACCGGCAAAUACCACCUCUGGCUGACCCCAGAGUGGGGCGGGAAUGGAGAUUUUGCAAUAUCCUUCCCCCAGGAGUGGGGAGGGAAUGGGAUUUUGCAGUAUCCUUUCCCUGGAGUGAGGUGGGAAUCAGUGGUGGGAUUGAGGUAAUUUAACAAUCUGGCUAAUGAUUUCUUCCAACAACCAGUUUGCCAAACUGCUCAGAAAGUUAACAACCGGUUCUCCUGAAGUGGUGCUAACUGGCUGAAUCCCACCACUGCUAAUAGCCAUGCUAGAAAAGGGAAGGAAAGAAAUGGAAUUGGCUAGUCUCAAAUUCACCUAAUAUUAAACCAUAAUGAAUAAGACCUCUGUCUCCAUAUUGGGCUUUUCAUCAAUUAUUUAUUCUUUCAAAAACAAUAAAAGUUUCUGCAGAAAAAUGGUUCUUGGUCCUACCAUCAUCUAUUGAGCAUCUAUUCUGUCCUACCUUAAUAGAUUCUAGUGGCUAAAAAAAGGUGGAAAAUAUAAUGGGAAAAUACAAAUUCUAAAUGGAAAAUAUCGUGGCACUGAAUUCAUGUAAAAUAUAUGUAUGGAUGUGUUUGUCGAUGCACAUAAACACACUAAUUUAGAGAUAGAGGUAGAAGUAUCUAAAUCAGUCAGGAUACCCUUUCCUACCUUGGUCUUCUAUAUGAACACUAAUUUAUCCAGAGUUCACCCUGUGAUAUGCUCAAGUAAGAAAGGAUAUUUUUUAAAAUUUAAUUUACUUACAUAACAGCUGGGUAUAAUAGAUUGAUAUUUUCGCAUUUCAUGAUGUUAUUACCAAAUUAUAGCAAUUAGCCAUCAAUUGAAUUCAUGAACAUGUGUAUUCACAAAAGCACAGAUGCACAAUGCCAAAAAGCUGUGGAACACAAGCUAUCUACCAUAAUUCUACUUUUUCCUUUUUCCUUACGAUAUACAAUUGUAUAAAACCAUACUAUAGUAAUACGAGAUGUUAGGUAUAACAAUCUAAAUUUCCAUUUGCCCAUGUUUGGCUAUAUUAUAAAAUGAUUAGGGCACCCAUAGAAACGCCCUUAACCACCUCAGUCUUGAACCAUUCAAAACAUGGAAUUCAGAUAACAUGUUACUUUAGAUAAUGGAGGUUAAGAUUUAAAAACGUAAUAGUUUAAAAUAGCUGUCACUAUACAGAAUCCAGUUUUCACAGGUGAGACAAUUCCUGUUGUGCCUCGCCCGUCCCCCUCUCCUCAGCCGGGCCCCUCCCAUCUCCUAUUAUCUGAGCCAGAGACCGAUAGUGAAGAAAAAUGGCCUGGCAUGCCUCCAGCCCCCAGCCCUGGCACCAUGCCCGGACAGACUAAGCAAAUAAACCUCCCCCCUACACCGUGUGAGCAAGAAGCCAGCCACGAGCUAGAAUUACCGGCAGCUGAGCAGGAGGACAAAACAUGGACAGAUCCCCGCUUCCGGAGAAUGGAGAGGCGACAUCAGCAAAAGGAAGGGAGGGACAGGCCUGGAUAAGUGCUGAGUCAUGGAGCCACAUCCCACGGCCUAUAUAAAGGAUCUGCUUUUUGGCAUUCCUUGAGUCAGGCAAAGUCUCAUCUGGUUGCUGAAGUCACACCUUGGAUUCCUGCCUGCCCUGAGAACUCUGACAGGAAUUUGGCAAAGCUGCAGAGGUUUCGUGGCCACGCUUGAUACAGAUUUCCCAGACCUGUCCGUCAGAGGAGGAGUGGGACACGACAAUUCCUCUACAAGGAUAUCCAGAGCCUCACAAAAGAACAAAAUGUAUAUAAGAAGUUACCAUCAACUUCAGCAUCUGGGAGACGAUUGAGCUUCGCUAGUACCAUGCAAGGCAGUAAAAUCGGUUCAAUGGGUCGCAGGAGUAUCGUGAUCACUUCAGAACCAAAAAUGGAAAAAGGUGCUUUACCAAGCAGCAAACCUCUUGUUCAGGUUUUUGAUGAUCAGGGAAAAGAUGUGACACCUCGUCCACUUUAUCAUCCAGAAUUGAAUGUCGCACACAGACAAAGCAAAAUUUUAUCAGUACAUGAUUUUGCUGGGGUGACUCAACCUGAUUUCUUGUCUUCUUUAUCAAUGCAACAAACAUCUGUAGCUAGUAUUAGUUUAGCUGGUCCAUUUUCCAGAACCUAUGGGAGUGGCAGUGUUACAAAAUCAACUGCUUCUACUGAAUCAAUGGCAGAAGAGAUUGUAGAGCCCGGAUUUAGACGAGACACAAUUUCUAGUUUUACAGAUGUCCAGGUUAGAAGAGAGGAGAUGUUAGAACAACUGACAAAGCACGAUUUAGAAAAGGUCGUGGAUAUAUUACUGACUGAGACAGAAACAAUUUGGUUAUUUAACAUGCCAACUGAUAUGAUAUCCUCAGAAGCUGAAGAAGCCGAAGAUGCCAGGAAAAGGAAUAUUGCUUAUAUGGAACUCUGUAAAAACAGACUUGGCAAUGAUCAAUAUGCCAAUAGAAUGAUGCAAACAUUGAACGGAGCACCAAAGACAAAGGAAGUACAAUGUGACAAAAUUGUAAUGGCUGACAAAGAGAUAAUGGCCACUACCUGGGAUUUAUUUGAUUCUUUUAAUGCUUUGGAAGAAGCGACAGCAGAAACAAGUAGUGGAGCACUAACUACAGUGGCUGGUAAACCAGCUGCAGUCAAAGAGCGUGACAAAGCUAUGCCCCUUGGUUCUAUGGAAACAGAAAGCUUUACUUCAAGUUCCAUUAUUGAUCUUGAAAGUGUAAUUCUCUCCCGAAUUCAGGAGGAAACAGAAGACCAUUCAGAAAUUAUAUUUAAAUCUGACAAAUUUAAUCAAGAUCUAUUUUAUAUGGAAAGAGUCCUAAUGGAGAAUAUUUUCCAGCCUAAACUUGCAGCUUAUCGACAACUUCCUAUCCUCAUAGAACCAGAUGCCAAAUCUGACUAUAGUGAAUCGGAAUUUGAUAAUAUAUCAAUAAAGGAGGAGGAAAAGGAGGAGGAAGAAAGGGCUGAAGAAGAACAGACAUCAAUGAAAUCAUCCUUGCUGUUAGAGUUUGGUGAACGACAAGAAGAACUACCACCACCAUUUAUGGAGGCCUUGUGGUCCUAUGGAUGCAGUUUGACAAAAGGCAACAAUGUGAGCUGUAUGGCUUGGAACAAGUUCAACCCUGAUCUUUUAGCUGUUGGUUAUGGACAGUUUCGUUUUCAAGAGCAGAAGAAAGGCUUGGCAUGCUGCUGGUCACUGAAAAACCCUAUGUGGCCAGAACGUAUCUACAACUGUAUUCAUGGGGUAACUGCACUGGAUUUCUCUACAGCCAAUCCAAACCUCCUAGCAGUUGGACUGUUUAAUGGGACAAUAGAAGUUUACAAUGUCCAGUCCCGAAAUCAAACUUCAGUUCUAGAUAACAGCGAAUCCCACGAUAAACAUUUAGGACCUGUGUGGCAGCUGAGAUGGGUGGAACAAGACAGGGGAACAAGUGGAGAAGACAAAGGGGAGAUCCUCGUCUCUAUUUCAGCAGAUGGCAGAAUAACUAAAUGGUUUGUUCGGAAAGGACUGAGCUGCUCAGACCUAAUGAAGCUAAAGCGAACUACAGCUGAAAAGAAAAAAACAGGAACAGAAAGGAAAAGUGAAGCGCUUAUAUCUCGACAGGCUCCAGGACUAUGCUUUGAUUUUCAUCCAAAGGACACUAAUAUCUAUAUGGCAGGAACUGAAGAAGGUUAUAUUCAUAAAUGUUCUUGUUCUUAUAAUGAGCAGUAUCUGGAGACCUACAGAGGACACAAGGGCCCUGUGUAUAAGAUCACAUGGAAUCCUUUCAGCACGGAAGUGUUUCUAAGUUGUUCUGCAGACUGGACUAUCAUGCUGUGGCGCCAGGAUUCAGUUCGCCCAGUUUUAAUCUUUACUUCCACUACCAAUGUUAUUUAUGAUAUCAUGUGGUCUCCACGUUCCGCCUAUGUGUUUGCAGCAGUGAAUGAAACCAGGGUAGAAAUCUGGGAUCUAAGUGUGAGCACGUUGGAUCCCCUGAUUGUGAAUCCUGCUACUGGCAAUUUGAAAUUCACAACUGUACUUUUUGCUAAAAGUGCAGAUUGCCUUCUGAUUGGGGACAGUGAUGGACUAGUCACUGUUUAUGCACUGAGAAAUAUGACCGUCUCAGACAAAAAGAAGCGGAGAGGCUCUACUGCAAGUUUUUACAAACACUUCAAGCUAUUUACAAGUUGGGUUGUAGUGUUUUCUUUUUUAAUUUAAUUUUCUUUUAAGAUUUUUCAGAACAGAGUGCAUAGUGCAUAGACUCUUCUUAAUGUAUUCAAAAAUCCCUUUCAAUAUUUUUGUU
Messenger RNA from Ahaetulla prasina, 14385 nucleotides. It is a transcript of the gene DNAI4, whose product is annotated as dynein axonemal intermediate chain 4. Gene Ontology annotation, biological process: cilium movement. NCBI's taxonomy places the organism in Eukaryota, Metazoa, Chordata, Lepidosauria, Squamata, Colubridae. Gene Ontology annotation, molecular function: dynein heavy chain binding; dynein light chain binding. Gene Ontology annotation, cellular component: axonemal dynein complex. The coding region runs from base 11928 to 14300 and encodes 790 amino acids. The record is from RefSeq and is a predicted model, not a curated record. The transcript has 17 exons.